AAAUUGGGACUUGAGGCUUCACCUAGGCGUCACUAUGCUCAAGAGUUUCCUCCAACGAUCAAAACACAAAACCAUAGAAAAGCAACAAAAAUUUCAUGCCAAAGCUCAUUUUCCUGUCAGCCCUUCAACUCUAGUGAAAAAAGCGAUUGUACCAGAAACAUGUCGUUCACAAGCUGAGGACAUUAUGGCGGGUUUGUUGAGCGGUCAGGAGGAAAAAGUUGGUUGGCGAUGGAAAGACGAUCCAAUGAAAAAUACUCCAUUAAAAGGUGAAUGGAUUGAAUCAAAGACAAGGAAAAAGCUUACGGACGUCGAUCGUGUGAUCCUUUACGUUCAUGGUGGAGCUUACUUCAUGGGGAGCGCUGCCCAACAACGUUUCAUGAUACAAAAAGUUGCCAAGGCUGGUGCUGCUCGCGUCUUUGGUUUUGAUUAUAGAUUGGCCCCUCAGUCACCAUUCCCGGCCGCGUUGGUGGACACGUUGGCUGCUUACCUUUACCUAAUACAACCUCCGUCAGAUGCUGGAUUUGAUCCAAUAAAUCCAAAAAAUAUUAUUAUAAUGGGCGAUUCGGCUGGUGGUGGUCUCGCUUUGUCAACUUUGUUGGUACUCCGAGAUGUCGGUCUUCCGCAGCCAGUUGGUGCCGCAUGUUGGUCUCCAUGGGUCGACCUCCUUCAUUCAUUGCCCUCAAUAUUCACAAACAGUGCAACUGAUUACAUACCCAACGGGUUCGUGCACAAAGCAUCUCCAGCGAAUCCAAUAAAAGAUCAUACAAACCUCAACGAACGAUUGUCGAGA
Molecule: messenger RNA, 790 nt
Organism: Acaulospora morrowiae
Lineage: Eukaryota; Fungi; Glomeromycota; Glomeromycetes; Diversisporales; Acaulosporaceae
Source: the annotation of a GenBank genome assembly